Molecule: messenger RNA, 2236 nt
Organism: Papaver somniferum (opium poppy)
Lineage: Eukaryota; Viridiplantae; Streptophyta; Magnoliopsida; Ranunculales; Papaveraceae
Product: galacturonosyltransferase 8-like
Exons: 3
Coding region: 200-1852 (550 amino acids)
Molecular function (GO): polygalacturonate 4-alpha-galacturonosyltransferase activity
Source: RefSeq, a predicted model, not a curated record
UAUUCACCGAGUCUUACUCCGCCGAAAACGACUCAUCUCACUCACUUUUCGUUGUACUUCACUCCGUCUCUCUCUUCUUCUUCACUGGACAAAAAAUGUAUCCCCGUACCAUUUAUUUCUACUAGUACUCUCUUCUUCUUCUUCUUCUUCUUCUUCUUCAUUUCUCUUCUACUCUCUGUGUACUACUAAUCAAUCAAUCAUGGCGACCUCAAUCCGCAGCCGAGGAGGCGGAGGAGGAGGAAGAAUUACACCCUACAAAUCACUACUCUUCGUCUCCGCCAUUGCCAUUUCAUUCUUCUUCUUCGCUUUCUUCGUUUUUACAUCUGAUGAUGUUGAUGAUUCUACUCCAGAUCUCAAUACGGGUUUUGGAUCGACUAGAAGAUCCGUACUGGCAAUGAAAUCAGAUCCGUUAAAGCAAAGAUUGGAUCAGAUAAAAAAACAAGCUGAAGAUCAUAAAUCACUUGUUCUAGCUUACGCUUCUUAUGCAAGGAGAUCAAAACUUGAGAGUUCUAAACUAGUUAGGGUUUUCGCUGAUCUUGCUCGGAAUUAUACAGAUCUUAUUACUAAUUAUAGAUCGCUUUCUGAAUCUGAUUCGGUUUCCAUGGAUGAAUCUGUUCUUCGUCAAUUCGAAAAAGAUGUGAAACUGAGAAUUAAAGAUACUAGACAAGUCAUUGCUGAUGCCAAAGAGUCUUUUGAUAGAGAGCUUAAGAUUCAGAAAUUGAAGGAUACGAUUUUCGCUGUUAAUGAACAAUUAACUAAGGUGAAGAAACAAGGGGCUUUUUCCAGUUUGAUUGCUGCUAAAUCGAUACCCAAGAAUCUACAUUGUCUUACUAUGAAACUGAUGGAAGAACUGAUUGCGAAUCCGGAGAAGUAUGCAGAUGAGGAUAAGUCUCCGGAAUUAGAAGACCCGAGUUUGUACCACUAUGCAAUUUUCUCUGAUAAUGUCAUUGCAGCAUCAGUUGUUGUUAAUUCAGCAGUGAAGAAUUCGAAGGAGCCUUUUAAACAUGUUUUCCAUGUUGUUACUGAUAAAAUGAAUCUCGGUGCAAUGAAAGUUAUGUUUAAAAUGAGGCAGUACAAUGGAGCUCAUUUUGAGGUUAAAGCACUAGAAGAUUAUACGUUUUUGAACUCUUCGUAUGUUCCUGUAUUGAAGCAACUUGAAUCUGCAAAUUUACAGAAGUUUUACUUUGAGAAUAAGCUUGAGAAUGCCACAAAAGAUACAUCAAAUAUGAAGUUUAGAAACCCCAAGUAUUUGUCAAUGUUGAAUCAUGUGAGGUUUUACUUGCCAGAAAUGUAUCCAAAGUUGCAUAGAAUUCUCUUCUUGGAUGAUGAUAUUGUUGUUCAGAGGGAUUUAACCGGGUUGUGGGAUAUAGAUAUGGAUGGUAAAGUGAACGGUGCAGUAGAGACAUGUUUCGGGUCGUUUCAUCGUUAUGCGCAGUAUAUGAAUUUCUCUCAUCCUCUGAUUAAGGAAAAUUUUAGUCCAAAGGCUUGUGCAUGGGCUUAUGGGAUGAAUUUCUUUGACCUUGAUGCUUGGAGGAAGGAGAAGUGUACUGAACAGUACCAUUACUGGCAGACCCUGAAUGAAAAUCGAACCUUGUGGAAAUUGGGAACUUUACCUCCUGGCUUAAUCACAUUUUACUCCACAACGAAGCCGCUGGACAAAACUUGGCAUGUCCUUGGGCUUGGUUAUAAUCCAAGCAUAAGCAUGGACGAGAUUCGAAACGCUGCUGUUGUUCACUUCAAUGGAAACAUGAAACCAUGGCUAGAUAUUGCAAUCCCACAGUUCCGGCCACUUUGGACAAAGUAUGUCGACUACGAAAUGGAAUUUGUCCAACAAUGCAAUUUUGGUCUUUAGAGUAGGGGUAAUUGUUUAUAAGUUGAAGCCUCUAUUUUGACAACCCGAAAAGCAUGAGCGUGGCCAGAGCCUUCAGAGCCGUUUUAUAGACUAAGCCAGCUAGGCUAUUUUCCUAGAGCCUUGUUGGGGGCCAAAAGAUUGAUUUUCUUUUUUAAUAGUUUGUUUGUUCUUCUUCAUUAGAUAGCUAGUGCUCCUACGUAGAAGCCUACCACUGUUUUUGUUGAUAGUCUAUCUACCUGUUAUUGAAAGCCGUUUGUUUUGUAAGCAUUCCCGUUCCAGCUAGCCAUUACUUUACAUAUGUAUACCUUUAUGUAAUAAGAACAUUAAAAUUCACUGCAUUAGGUAAUUUCUUUUCAAACUAAUUUGAAUAUAUCCUCCUCUCCA